AUGUGCAGCGCCUUUAGCGAGGUGGUCGCCGCCAGGCGCAAGGCAGCCGCGAGGGUAGGACAUACACAUCGCGCAAAACACACGCCGCAGGACAAGAACAGGAACAAGGAGUACUUGUUCGGCGUUAUCAGCGCAGACGAUGUCGAGUGGGCGAAGAACGCCCUCGACGAUAGCGCGCAGGUCAAGCGGUACACGGGCAGGGAGCAGGACCAAGACAGGGUCUCGACCGCAGAAUCGGAAACCAUCCCAGCGCUCGAUGGCCCUAACGACGAGUGUGUGCAGAGCAAACACACAAGUAUAAAGGACCUGGUCGAAAAUGUGCAGCAGCUUAGCCUCAAACUUGGAGCGGAGGGGAGGCAGCGCGAGUCACUGGAGCAACAAGUGGAGCAGCUCAGAGAACAAAACAGACAACUCAUGUCGCAGAUGGAGACCGCUGAGAGUAACUCGGAGGCGGCGAAUGCGUAUGCAGCUGCGCUGGAGGCGAUAAAGACACUCGAUGUCAAGGAGUUCGGGCAAAACUGUGAGCAGAUCAUGGACGCCAUAUACUCCGUGAUAUGCGAUGCAUUCGGGCCUGACAACAACCUCGCGCUGCUCUUUGAGGAGAUGGCCGACAUUUACCUCAAGGCGGAGUCAAAGCACGAGCUUGAGAUACAGGCGAUGCAGAAGCAGAUCGACUUCCUCACACAGUUCGAAAACGUCAUCAAGGGAGAGGUGAAGCCCAACGCUAAGACGCUGGAUUCGUUGGUGGAGCAGCUUAAAGCCACCAAGGAGGAGUCAGCUGCCGAAACAUCAGCGUUGCGCAAGCAAAUCGAGUACCUGAAGUCAGAGAACCAGCGCCUGCAGAAGCAGAAGAAAACGGUGGAACAGAACUUCGAAGCGGAAAAGCAGGAUCUCAACGGUAUAAUCAAGGCGCACCAGGACAGGUACCAGCAGUUGCUGCAAGACCAGGCACAGCUUUUAUCGCAGAUGCCGCUACUCAAGCUGACACCGACGGACCGGCCUGCUGAGGACGGGGUUCUGCGGCAAUCGGGGACGAACACACUGGAGGCGCUUGUGACUGCCUUGUACCGCAAGGACGCAGAAACGCAAAAGCUGGUCAAGAGGAAGGACGACGUCAUACAACAGCAGCAAAGCACAAUCAACAAGCUGGAGGCGCGCCUCAAGGAGUGGGAGGCGGACGCCAUAUUGUGGCUAGAUUAUGUCAACCAAAGCAACGCGAAAAAGAAGGCAGCACUCAAAGAGAAUUAG
Babesia bigemina is the source of this 1248-nucleotide messenger RNA. RefSeq lists its product as hypothetical. NCBI's taxonomy places the organism in Eukaryota, Apicomplexa, Aconoidasida, Piroplasmida, Babesiidae. The record is from RefSeq and is a predicted model, not a curated record. Bases 1 to 1248 code for a protein of 415 amino acids. The transcript has a single exon.